This is a messenger RNA of Odobenus rosmarus divergens (Pacific walrus), 1408 nucleotides long. RefSeq names its product ribosomal protein L7-like 1 (gene RPL7L1). The coding region runs from base 219 to 989 and encodes 256 amino acids. Gene Ontology annotation, molecular function: structural constituent of ribosome; RNA binding. The transcript is spliced from 7 exons. Gene Ontology annotation, biological process: maturation of LSU-rRNA from tricistronic rRNA transcript (SSU-rRNA, 5.8S rRNA, LSU-rRNA). Lineage: Eukaryota; Metazoa; Chordata; Mammalia; Carnivora; Odobenidae. The record is from RefSeq and is a predicted model, not a curated record. Gene Ontology annotation, cellular component: cytosolic large ribosomal subunit.
GAUUUUGAGAAGGACACAGACCCUAAAGUGCUUGGAAGCAGUGCAAAGAACGUUUUGUGCAGCAUUUGGCAGGAAUCUGUGUUAGCGAGAACGCAGCCGUUCACCGCAGCUCGCUGGGCGCUGGCUGUUGGGGAGGUACACCGGGAGCUAGACGACACAUCUCUAUGGUCAAGUAAACAUAGAGUGGGCCUCUCUUCCCCCACGUGGUGGGCCUGCGCAUGAGCAGUAGCCGCAGCUUCGGAAACAUGGCGGAGGAAGAGCAAAGAAAAAAGAUCCCAUUGGUUCCAGAAAAUCUCCUGAAAAAGAGGAAGGUUUAUCAGGCCCUUAAAGCCACUCAAGCAAAGCAGGCACUUUUGGACAAGAGGGAGCAGAAGAAAGGAAAACAGCUCAAGUUUAAGCGACUGGAAUGGUUUCUACAUGACUCCUGGAGGCAGCAACGUGACAGGGUGCGCCUCAGACGACUAGAAGUGAAACCUCGUGGCCUGGAAGUGCCAGAUAAACAUUCCUUGGCCUUUGUUGUCCGCAUCCAAAGGAUUAAUGGGGUGAGUUCACUGGUGCAGAGGACCAUUGCACGGCUUCGCCUGAAGAAGAUUUUCAGUGGUGUCUUUUUCAGAGUGACCCCCCAGACCAUAAAAACGCUGCGUGUAGUGGAACCUUAUGUGACCUGGGGAUUUCCAAAUCUGAAGUCUGUCCGGGAACUCAUCUUGAAACGUGGACAAGCCAAGGUCAAGAAUAAAACCAUCCCUUUGACGGACAACACAGUGAUUGAGGAGCACCUGGGGAGGUAUGGUGUUAUUUGCUUGGAAGACCUCAUUCAUGAAAUCGCCUUUCCGGGGAAGAAUUUCCAGGAGAUCUCUGCGUUCUUACGUCCUUUCCAUCUGUCAGUGGCCCGUCAUGCUACCAAGAAUAGAGUGGGUUUCCUCAAGGAGGUGGGCUUACCUGGCUAUCGAGGUGAACGCAUCAAUCAGCUCAUUCGGCAGCUGAAUUAAACCCAGAAUAUCUGAAAGCACAGCGCAUUGGUGGCAUGUGUUUUGUCUUUUGGAAUGGUUACCGGUAUCUUCAAAGAUUAUUUUCUGUUGUAUCUUCAGAAACUAGAGAGAGGGUCAAGGAAAAGAGGAUGAUGCUCCUGGCAAGCACUUGUCAUCACAGCCCAGUUCCAACGGAAAGUUCCAGUGUGUUUUCCACAUUGGCUGCCCCUACCACCUCUGAAGUCAGCGGGGGACUCCUGCCACAGAAGAGGGAGUCCUGCUGUGCCGCAUCGUCUGUCUUGGGAUUUAAAGUUGAUGAACGAAUACCCAAGCAUGAAUACAAGACGGCAGUGGACCAAGCUCAGGGACCUACUUGAACCUGGGGGUUCCUGGGGCCUUGUUUUGGAAGGAACUUAAAAUAUAAUUACAAAGAAGAGUAC